Messenger RNA from Sinocyclocheilus anshuiensis, 735 nucleotides. Its product is annotated as natural killer cell receptor 2B4-like. NCBI's taxonomy places the organism in Eukaryota, Metazoa, Chordata, Actinopteri, Cypriniformes, Cyprinidae. The transcript is spliced from 3 exons. The coding region runs from base 34 to 735 and encodes 233 amino acids. The record is from RefSeq and is a predicted model, not a curated record.
GUUGAGAUCGAUGAAAGACAGACCAUAUCAGCGAUGGAGGGAGAUUCUGUCACUCUACACAUGGAUGUUACUGAACUGCAGAGAGAUAAUGUGCUACUGUGGACUUUUGGACCUCAAGACACUCACAUUGCUAAAAUCAACAGAGUCCACAAUGAGACGUUUCACAAUGGUGCUGAUGGGAGAUUCAGAGACAGACUCAAGCUGGACUCUCAGACUGGAUCUCUGACCAUCACAAAUGUCAGCACAGAACUCAAUGGACUUUAUAAAGUAGAAAUCAUCAUUGAAAAUAAGGUCUCAAGCAAAGUUUUCAUUGUUAAAGUCUAUGCUCAUCUCCCCAUUCCUGUGAUCACCGGAUACUGUCCACAAAAUCCUCCAUCGUCAGUCUCCAGAUGUGAGCUGCUGUGUUCAGUGGUGAAUGUGAGUCAUGUGACUCUCUCCUGGUACAAAGGAAACAGUUUAUUGUCCAGCAUCAGUGCGUCUGAUCUCAGCAACAGCGUCUCUUUACAUCUGGAGGUGGAAUAUCAGGAUAAAAACAGCUACAGCUGUGUGCUCAACAAUCCCAUCAGCAACCAGACUCAACAUCUGGACAUCACUCAACUCUGUCAGACACAUUCAGAUGACUACGUCCACUAUUAUGGGUUUACCGAAGCUGUGAUCCGAUUGGCUCUCUCUGUUCUGGUGGGCGUGGCUGCUGUUGCUGUGCUGCUUUAUGAUGUCAGAUCCAGACAAGUUUGA